This is a messenger RNA of Amaranthus tricolor (Joseph's coat), 1329 nucleotides long. Its product is annotated as 14-3-3-like protein B. The coding region runs from base 175 to 960 and encodes 261 amino acids. The transcript is spliced from 7 exons. The record is from RefSeq and is a predicted model, not a curated record. Gene Ontology annotation, cellular component: cytoplasm. Gene Ontology annotation, biological process: signal transduction. Lineage: Eukaryota; Viridiplantae; Streptophyta; Magnoliopsida; Caryophyllales; Amaranthaceae.
AGAUUCCGUGUCGCAAUCAGUGUGACAUCUCAUUCUCCCCACCACCUUCCCAAUCAGCCCCUCACCAUUCAACUAUCUCUCUCUCAGUCUUCUCUCCAUCGUCGUAUAAACCUCAAACAAAAACCCAAUCAAAUCAAAAUUCACUUCUUUAUCUCUUAGAUCCGCUCUUCUUUAAUGGCUUCCUCUAAAGACCGCGAGAACUUUGUCUACAUCGCCAAGCUCGCUGAGCAAGCAGAACGCUAUGAUGAAAUGGUUGAUGCGAUGAAGAAAUUAGCGAAAUUGGAUGUGGAGUUAACAGUUGAAGAGAGAAAUUUGCUUUCAGUAGGAUAUAAGAAUGUGGUUGGAGCAAGAAGAGCGUCGUGGAGGAUAUUGUCAUCGAUUGAACAAAAAGAGGAGGGUAAAGGGAAUGAUCAAAAUGUUAAGAGAAUUAGGGAGUAUAGGCAGAAAGUUGAAUCUGAGCUUUCUAACAUUUGUAGUGAUAUUAUGACUGUUAUCAAUGAGCAUCUCAUUCCUUCGGCCACCGUUGGCGAAUCCACUGUCUUUUAUUAUAAAAUGAAAGGGGAUUAUUAUAGGUAUCUUGCCGAGUUUAAGUCCGGUGAUGAGCGGAAAGAGGCUGCUAAUCAGUCCAUGAAAGCUUAUGAGAGUGCCACUACCACAGCUGAGGUUGAGCUACCUCCUACACACCCCAUACGCUUGGGCUUGGCUCUCAAUUUCUCAGUCUUUUAUUACGAGAUUUUGAAUUCCCCUGAAAGGGCAUGCCACCUUGCCAAGCAAGCUUUUGAUGAAGCUAUCUCAGAGCUCGACACUUUGAAUGAGGACUCAUACAAGGAUAGCACCUUAAUCAUGCAGCUUCUUCGAGACAACCUAACUCUGUGGACGUCUGACAUUCCAGAGGAAGGAGAAGACAUUCAGAAGGCAGAUCUUGCUACAAAAGUACAUGCUGGUGAUGAUGCAGAGUGAACUGCCUUAGUAUUCAUCAUGAUGAAGCUAUAAAGUAAAUGGUUUUUUAUGUUCUUUUGCGUUGCAUAACAUGGCAUGGUGCCUUGUGGGCUAUUGAAGGCAUUGAUGCACACAUAAAUACAAUAGUCCUCCAAGUUGUGGCCCCCGUGCCUCUCCCCUGGCAUCCUUGGAAGAUAAGGUUUGAGGAAUGGGUGGAAGAUGGCCAUGAACCAGUUUCGAUCAUUUGUUGUCUUUUUCAAGAUUGAGAGUUGUUUUUUUUCCCUUAAUUUUCUCGCCCAAAUGAUAUUCUUCAUUUGAAUACUUUUCGGUAUGUAUGAAACUGCAUAUCAUCAUUAUGAUGAACUAUGAUUUGAGUCCAUAAAUUUUGAA